ACGGCGAGCCGAACCACUUCAGGUCCACCAAAUGAACAAGAGUCAGAGGCUGCUCGACCAAAGGAGACCGUCCUCAAAGCGUGUGGCCAUCACGGGGAAGAAGAGACAUGUGAUAGUGACCAGAAUUAGUCUGAGAAAACCCUUGUGACGCUGUCUAGUCCUCAGGGCAUCUUUGAGCAUUCCAAGGAGUCUUCCUUCGCCACGAGAACUAGUUCAACUCACUCUUACAGACUGAAUAAUCAGCCGUCUCUAAAGUGAAGCCAGUCUCUGUUUGAGUUUAUAUGCAUCAACUCUGUUCUUUAGAUUAGUUGUGCAUGGCAUAUAUAUAUAUAGGUUAUUUACCUUUUAACAUUUAACAAUCCUGGCACAGAUGAAAAUCUCCUAAUCGAGUUAAAGUACUCUUUGACUUUUCCCUUCAUCUUCCUCGUUCGUGGUUGAAACCUGAUUGAAUCGGAGCGAGCCUGCGCUGUGCACCAAUCACAGCAAGUCACCACACAGAGCUUUUUUUGUACGCCGUGUGUUUUUCUGUCGUCUGAAGUCCAUCUCCACCCCUCAUGAUAAGAUCCAGAGCGUUUAAACAGCAUCUUCUGCCAAAGGCCGCUCAACCUCAGGAUUUUAAAGAGUCUAAUCAAGAACGAUGAGUGCAUCCAAACUUCAGGAAAGCGAUCAAGUGAGAGUCGCACGCUCUCUACAUACAAAAGAGGAAGAGUUUUUAGUCAAAAGAAGAGAAACGGUUUUCCAAAGCCUGCGGAAACACGAGAUGCACAGCAAACAGAAUAAAGUGCCUCACAUUGCAUUAUUAAGUUCUGGAGGAGGACAGAGAGCCACGGUGGGUUUACUGGAAUGUCUGGUUCAGCUUGAUAAAGCAGGUCUUCUGGACUGCAUCCUUUAUCUGAGCGGAGUCUCUGGAUCCACCUGGUGCAUGGCCUCCUUAUACAAGGAACCAGACUGGUCCACCAAACUAGAGACAGUGAAAGACAACAUUGUCAAGAGACUCAGCGGUCCUAAAGUCAGCUGAGACGCAUGUAAAAAACUGAAGAAAUAUCACAAAGAGAAAGACAUCUUCAGCUUGACUGACGUCUGGGCGGCGGUGGUCGUCACAGCAUACAUGAAAGAGAUCGAUGAACAGACAAUGACCGACAAGAAGAACCAAAUCGGUAGAGAUCCGUUUCCCAUCUACACACUGACCGACACGCAAAGCAAGCAGGAGGGAGGAGACCCCUGGUUUGAGAUCAGUCCGUAUGAAGCGGGUUACUCCCUCACCGCGUUCGUGGACACCUCCAGCUUCGGCAGCAAGUUUGAGAACGGCUCCAAGAAAAAACAGCAGCCUGAAAUGGACAUGCUGUACCUGCAAGCUCUGUGCGGCAGCGCUUUAGCUGGAGAAGAGAGUAAAGAAUUCAUCUGGGGAAAAAUACAAGAUUUCCUUAAGCAAUCAAGACCCACGAAAGAAAUGAAUGUGUUUGAGGAAAUGAAGGACGAUCCAAACUUGCCAUCUGUAGAAAAGUGCUACCAGGUGCUCAUGGAUCUUGUGGACAUGAACGUCUGCGUUUUAAAUCUCAAAGACCCUUCUGCUCUCGAUCAGUCCAUCAGAACGACGCUGAGCGAACUCGCCGGGGGCAAAAGUCAGCUGAUUUUUCCAACGCAAAAACUGAAUCUCGCUGAUAAAAAAGCUGCAACACUGUAUAUGAAGCAAUACACUGAGGAUGUGUGUAAUUACUUGAGUCAGUUCAGUUUGGGGCCUUUCGAUAUUUUCUUGAGCAUUUAUAGAUGCAUGGCUCUGUGGAUCUGGGGCAGGAAUUAUAACUUCCUCCACAAAAUGACAGAUGAAUCCAUACCUUCCGCUUUUCUGGAAACUGAGACGAGAGACUUUGAGGAUGCAGGACUAUUACUCAACUCGCCUUACAUCUCCGUGCUGAGAAAGGAGCGCAGCAUCGAUCUCAUCAUUUCCCUGGAUUUCAGCGAAGGAGACCCUUUCAUGACGGUGAGAGAAGCCGCCGAGACGUGCAAGAAACUACAAAUCCCUUUCCCUGAAGUCAGUAUUCCCAGUGAAGACCUGGAGAAACCAAAGGACUUCUACGUGUUCAAAGGCCAAAACGCUCCAGCCGUGAUUCACAUCCCUCUGUUUAAUGUGACCAACUGUGGAGAUGAGAUUGAGGCUUGGAGGAACAAAUAUCGCACCUUUCAAGGACCUUACAGCGCUGAGAUGAUCUCUGAGCUUAUGGAGGUCGCUGGAAAAAACAUCUCAAACAACGUGGAGAAGCUGAAGGAGCAGAUUGGAGCGGUCGUCGGGUGAAAAGGACACUGAGGACAAUCUCAUUAUAGCAUAAAGCGUUCUGAAAUUAGACGGCCAAGUGUUUUUCUUUUUGUUGCUUAAAUUUAUGUUACACUUACACCUAAUACUGAAGGUAUACCUAGUAAGUUGUUCUUGAGUCAACUCAUUUUCAAGUCAUUUUAAUUUCAAGUCUGAAUGUGACUUGACCAAGUGAUAGUAUCUGAGUAAGACUUUUAAUUAGCGUUCUCUUUACAUUAACACCAUUCACAGAAGAGAUCACGGUUACAUGU
Molecule: messenger RNA, 2562 nt
Organism: Puntigrus tetrazona (Sumatra barb)
Lineage: Eukaryota; Metazoa; Chordata; Actinopteri; Cypriniformes; Cyprinidae
Product: cytosolic phospholipase A2 gamma-like
Biological process (GO): glycerophospholipid catabolic process
Cellular component (GO): nucleoplasm; nuclear envelope; cytosol
Molecular function (GO): calcium ion binding; calcium-dependent phospholipid binding
Source: RefSeq, a predicted model, not a curated record